UGUGGGUGGGUGUGUGUGCGUGCAUUGGCAAUUUUAUCAUGUAAAUCUUGUUGGGCAAAGAAAUAAAAAAUAAAAGUGAGAUGCAUGCCAGUAAAGCCACUAUACAACACAACUGUUGACCGGUAGUGUAAAUAUAUUUAAUUUGAUUUAUUUUUGCUAAAAAAUGUGGGGCUAUAAACAGGUGGGGCUCUGCCACUGUGUGUGUGUCAGAGAGAAGCGCCCAUUUCUAGUGUUACAUUCUUAUCUUUUCAUUCUUCCAGCUAGGCCCCGAGGCCCACGUCUAAAACGACUUUUCAUGUUCCUAAAUGCUCUUUCGCGCACUUUCUCGAACCUGUUGCCUAUUGCCUGUUCAUAACGGUCCAGCAUGUUCGUUCUCCGCCCUGUGUUCAGCGCUACUGGUGUGGUGUCGGGUUGCCUCCAACUCUAGAAUAUUCACAUGCUUUCCCAGAGCCUCGCAACGGCUGCAGUAACUAAUAUUAGCGGCUGUGUCACAGACGUGUCACAGAAGAAGUGUGAUCAUUCUAGAAAGCUGUUUUUUUUAUGUAUAUAAGCCAUGGAUCUCUCUCAGUUGAGGUAUAUCUUUUUGGAAUAACCACAAGACUCAAGAGCAAAGACCCGACCAGGGGGACGGAAACCACUCAGGACUCAAAACGAGGCCCUUCAAUAUAUCAAGAGGAGAACCAAGCUGUCUACUGUUGUAAGUUAUAAUGUUGACGCUGACGGGCAGUUCGUAGACCAUGCCUAUACAGUUACCUUAGAUGGAUUGGUUAUUGAUUCUUCUGACUAUGAACAGGGAGAGAAAAAACAUGAUAUUACCAAAACCGUAAAAUUAAAAAAAUAAUAAUAAUCAAAUGUAAAUAAGCAGUUAUUUACAUGAGUUAAAUUGUAGAUAUGUAGACUAUAUCCAUGUACAAUAUUAGACUGUACACCUCUAGACAUCUCAGUUGAGUGUAAAUGACUGAAUCCUAUCAUAAAGUACAAAUGUCAUAAUAACAACAGUAGGAUCUUUAAUAAAAUACAGAAAAUAUUCAAUCAUGAUAAUAAAAUGUUGUUGUUCUUAAUCUUACUCAUGCAGGAACUCAUAAAAACAACAAAUUAUUAACCAAGAUGUCUUCAGCAAAGGGAGUAUCCAUUGGCAUUGACCUGGGCACCACCUACUCCUGUGUGGGGGUGUUCCAGCACGGCAAGGUGGAGAUCAUCGCCAACGACCAGGGGAACAGAACAACUCCUAGCUACGUGGCCUUCACCGACACAGAGAGACUCAUCGGAGACGCGGCAAAGAACCAGGUGGCCAUGAACCCCACUAACACUGUGUUCGACGCCAAACGUUUGAUCGGCAGGAAGUUCGACGACCAGAUUGUUAAGUCAGACAUGAAGCUGUGGCCCUUCAAGGUGAUCAGCGAUGGUGGGAAGCCCAGAGUCCAGGUGGAGUUCAAGGGAGAGACCAAGGCCUUCUACCCCGAAGAGAUCUCCUCAAUGAUCCUGGUCAAGAUGAAGGAGAUUGCUGAGGCCUACCUGGGCCAGAAGGUGUCCAAUGCAGUCAUCACAGUCCCUGCCUACUUCAACGACUCCCAGAGGCAGGCUACUAAAGACGCCGGGGUGAUCUCUGGUCUAAACGUCUUGAGGAUCAUCAAUGAGCCCACAGCGGCGGCUAUCGCCUACGGCCUGGACAAAGGCAAGAAAGGGGAGCGCAAUGUUCUCAUCUUUGAUCUCGGCGGAGGCACCUUUGACGUCUCCAUCCUGACCAUCGAGGACGGGAUAUUUGAGGUGAAGGCCACAGCUGGGGACACUCACCUGGGAGGGGAGGACUUUGACAACCGCCUGGUCAACCACUUUGUGGAGGAGUUCAAGAGGAAGAACAAGAAGGACAUCAGCCAGAACAAGAGGGCAGUGAGAAGGCUGAGAACAGCCUGUGAGAGGGCCAAGAGAACCCUCUCCUCCAGCUCCCAGGCCAGCAUCGAGAUCGACUCCCUCUUCGAAGGCAUGGACUUCUACACCUCCAUCACCAGGGCUCGGUUUGAAGAACUCAACUCGGAGCUCUUCAGGGGAACCCUGGACCCGGUCGAGAAGGCCCUGAAAGACGCUAAGAUGGACAAGGCUCAGGUCCACGAGAUCGUCCUGGUCGGUGGCUCCACUCGAAUCCCUAAGAUUCAGAAGCUCCUGCAGGACUUCUUUAAUGGAAGGGAACUCAACAAGAGCAUCAACCCGGAUGAAGCGGUGGCUUACGGCGCUGCCGUCCAAGCGGCCAUCUUGAUGGGCGACACCUCUAAGAACGUCCAGGACCUUCUCCUCUUGGACGUGGCUCCUCUGUCCCUGGGCAUCGAGACGGCAGGAGGGGUCAUGACCGCCCUGAUCAAACGUAACACCACCAUCCCCACCAAGCAGACCCAGAUCUUCACCACCUACGCUGACAACCAGCCAGGUGUGCUCAUCCAGGUGUACGAGGGAGAGAGAGCCAUGACCAAGGACAAUAAUCUGCUGGGAAAGUUUGAGCUCACGGGUAUCCCUCCCGCUCCGAGAGGAGUUCCACAGGUCGAGGUGACCUUCGACAUUGAUGCCAACGGCAUCCUGAACGUGUCGGCGGUGGAUAAAAGUACAGGCAAAGAGAACAAGAUCACCAUCACCAACGACAAGGGGCGACUCAGUAAAGAAGACAUAGAGAAGAUGGUGCAGGACGCAGACAAAUACAAAGCUGAGGACGAUGCCCAGAGGGAGAAGAUAGCAGCCAAGAACGGGUUGGAGUCCUACACGUUCAACAUGAAGAGUAGUGUAGAAGACCCAAACCUGGCAGGGAAGAUCAGAGAGGAGGACAAGAAGAAGGUUGUUGAGAAGUGCAACCAAACUAUCUCCUGGUUGGAGAACAACCAGAUGGCUGAGAAAGAGGAGUUUGAGUACCAACAGAAGGAGCUGGAGAGAGUGUGUUACCCAAUCGUAUCCAAGCUCUACCAGGGGGCGGGAGGGGAUCCUCCAAUGGGGAGUUGUGGCAGCCAGGCUGGGGGCGGUGCUAGCUCUCAGGGCCCUACCAUUGAAGAGGUGGACUAAAUAAUCAAUCAGUAAAUCAAUUGCCGAUCAAUGGAUCAAUCACUAAAGAGGCCUCAUAAGCUAAUGGUGCUUCUAAUACAAGUACUGUUUGUCAGCUAGCUCAACUUUCAUAGCACUAUAUAUGUACAUAGAUUUGCUGUCACUACAAGUGCACUUUAUUUUUUGUGUCAAAACUUCAACCAUAAACUGUUUGCAGAAAUUCAUUAAAUGGUGAUGACGUGCAUCAGAAA
Molecule: messenger RNA, 3272 nt
Organism: Salvelinus fontinalis (brook trout)
Lineage: Eukaryota; Metazoa; Chordata; Actinopteri; Salmoniformes; Salmonidae
Product: heat shock 70 kDa protein-like
Exons: 3
Coding region: 1108-3042 (644 amino acids)
Biological process (GO): cellular response to unfolded protein; protein refolding
Cellular component (GO): cytoplasm; blood microparticle; vesicle
Molecular function (GO): heat shock protein binding; ATP binding; ubiquitin protein ligase binding
Source: RefSeq, a predicted model, not a curated record